Molecule: messenger RNA, 751 nt
Organism: Penaeus vannamei (Pacific white shrimp)
Lineage: Eukaryota; Metazoa; Arthropoda; Malacostraca; Decapoda; Penaeidae
Cellular component (GO): extracellular region
Molecular function (GO): chitin binding
Source: RefSeq, a predicted model, not a curated record
CUGAGCAUAUGGCGUUUCCCGAACGUGGUCGUUUAUAAACCGGGAUGGGAGCCAAUUAUCCAGACACAUUGCACUGGAGAUGGCUUCGGUUUGGAGACUAGCAUUUACUUUUGUCGCCGUGGGUUUGGGCUUCUGCCACGGCAAGUUAUGCUUUCCCGACUGCGCGGAAAUGAGAGAAGGUGACAAGGUCCCUGAUCCUACUAACUGCUUCCGCUAUUACUACUGCAGCGACCCUGAAGGCACAGGCGAUCUGAUCCACUCCUCUGAGCCCUUGGACUGUCCCGAGGGUUAUUAUUUCAACGCUGAGCUCCACAUUUUGGAGUGUGAACCAAUCGUCCCAGAGAACAUGCACUGCACCGCCCUAUGCAACCCGUGUGAGGUGAAGUGUACAACGCCAGGUACGCUCAUCCCGAACGUGAAUGACUGCGGGAUGUACAAGAUCUGCCUGGACAACGGCAACUCAUUAGACGAUGUUUGUCCCAGUAAUCUGCCUUACUUCGACUACGAGACGGGCCUCUGUUCUCAAGACUCGAGUGCCUGCUACAACCUCUGUGACCCCUGCGAUCUGUACUGCACGCAUGAAGGCAAGGUCCCUGACCCUGUCGACUGCACCAUGUAUUACUACUGCGACCCCCCUCUGCUCUCUCACUUCGAGUGUCCGAAUGAUGAGACAUUCAACCCGGACACACUGGUUUGCGAGCAGAGUCUCACGGGCAAUUGUACCAACCUGUGUUAAAAAGAUAUUCCGGUC